AUUCUAUUUCUUUUUCUUCUUUCUUAAUUCCAAGACUUAUUAAACAAUGAAUAACACUAAAACAAGUGUUUUUAUCUUACAAACAAAUGAUUCCCUUGAUUUCUCAAAAUAUUGGGGGUUCAUUGACUUGUGUAUUUCAAUAAUCACUUGUGAUCAAUUACUUAUUCUUGUUGAAAUUCAAAAUACUCUAUUUCAAGCAAAGAACAAGGCCGUCCUCUUCACAAAUAUCAAUGAUCUCCUAAAUACUCUUUAUACACUCUCUGAAACCUCCAAAAAAAAGCACAAUAAGAUUCCUCUAGACGUUAAUAUCCUUUUUAACGGUUGGUGCGGAUAUGAUCUAUUUUCAGAGCCGAUAAACUGGGAUAAAAUAUAUCUUAUAAAGGAUGAUAAAUACUUGAUAGAUAGGAUCCCGUCCUAUAUAAAUUCCUAUGUUUUGGUUCUUGAAGAACAAGUUAUAAAGAGUUUUCCCAUAAAAAGAGGUUUUAUAACAAACACAGAGCAACAAGGUCUAAGACUAGAUAUUAAUAAAGGAGCUGAUAAUCCAUCGUAUAAAUAUGUAGCAGUCGGUGGAACUUUUGAUCAUUUACAUGUAGGACAUAAGAUUUUAUUAACUAUGACGGCAUGGAUUACUGAUGAAUGGGUGGUUUGUGGAGUGACUGAUAAAAUAUUAUUAAAGAAUAAGAGAUUUUCGGAUUGGAUAGAGCCAAUUGAGGCCAGAAUAGAGUCUGUUAGGAGGUUUUUUUAUUUAAUUAAUAGGACUAUAUUUUUAUCGGUGACGCCGAUCUAUGAUAUAUAUGGGGUGACGGUAGUAGAUGAAAGGGUAGGGGCCAUAGUGGUAUCAGAGGAGACGAUAAGAGGAGGAGAGAUGAUUAAUGAGGAGAGAAAGGCUAGAGGGAUGAAAGAACUUGAUAUUUUUUGUAUAAAUAUUAUUGUAGAAGAAGAAGUAGUAAUAGGUGGAGAAUCGAUAAGUAUAAAAAUAAGUAGUACGAAUAUUCGGGAGGAGAUUGCAAGAAGGAGGGAGACCGUGUGAAUGGUGUAGAAUGGUGUAGAAUUGUAUAGUAUUAUUUGUAUAG
Molecule: messenger RNA, 1073 nt
Organism: Pneumocystis carinii B80
Lineage: Eukaryota; Fungi; Ascomycota; Pneumocystomycetes; Pneumocystales; Pneumocystaceae
Exons: 4
Coding region: 47-1030 (327 amino acids)
Biological process (GO): coenzyme A biosynthetic process
Molecular function (GO): dephospho-CoA kinase activity
Source: RefSeq, a predicted model, not a curated record